This is a messenger RNA of Alligator mississippiensis (American alligator), 7933 nucleotides long. RefSeq names its product lysosomal protective protein. NCBI's taxonomy places the organism in Eukaryota, Metazoa, Chordata, Crocodylia, Alligatoridae. Gene Ontology annotation, biological process: proteolysis. Gene Ontology annotation, molecular function: serine-type carboxypeptidase activity. The transcript has 11 exons. The record is from RefSeq and is a predicted model, not a curated record. Bases 6348 to 7718 code for a protein of 456 amino acids.
AAGCAGGAGCCACAGCUAUCUCUUGCUCGAGCUGAGACGACAGAGCAGUUUGGGGAAAGGAGGAAAGGUAAUGGACACUGCUGAAAAUUCUCAGUGCCUCCGUUCCUUUUCACAAAUGCAGAAUUCUCACAGUUUAUCCAGCCAACUGCUGCUUUCUCCUUUGGGGGUCUCUGGUCAUCGGGAGCCCCUCACUUACCUUUGGGCUUUGUUCCACAGCCAAUAUAAGGCUAUUUUUCCUGCCAUCCCAUCUAAAUGCACCUUUACCUCCAUUACUUCUGGUUAAUAAUGGCUCUCUGUAUUCAAUACACAAGUAUCUACAUGGCAAUAGUACUUUAAAGGAAUUAAUAUGUGAGGCCUCACAGCUGGAGCUGCUGGGAAAUGUUUCUGCCAAACAGAACCUUUUGAAACCUCAUGAGUUUGAAGAACUUCUGAUGGAACCUGACCUGGAUUCCCGCAGGUCUGCCCCCAAGUCAGGCACAAUGAAAACUGCAGGAUGGGCUUGGUAAGUGUGCCUCAUUGCUGGGGCUACCCAAUGGGCCUUCUCAGUGAGAUCUUGGGAUAAGAGUCUUCCCACUGUUGAAGCAGUGAUACUAACAAGAAUGUCAGAUUCAUCAAGCACCUGCAGAGUCCAGUUCGCAGGACAGUUUUGAAAAUAUGUAGAAAUUCUGUUUAAAUUCUGUUUAGCCUUCUGGUGACCUUGAACUCCUACUUUCAGCCAGCUCUGUUCAUUUUCCCUUAUGCAAAGGAGAAGCAUUAUGGUAUCUGUUAUAUAGAUGGGGAUGUGGAGACAUAAAUGCUAGGGCUAUGUAAAAUUUUGAUAGCCAUUUCGUUUUGGAGGCGUUUCAGCACCUGAAACACCAAAUCCAAAAUGAAACAGAACAAAACCAUCUGAAAUGUUUUGGACGUUUUGGAGUGUUUCAGAGAGGGGGAGGGACUGCUCUGAUAUUGACAUCUGUAGCUGGCCAGUGUUUGUGAUCUGUCCCUGAGGUCUCUUCCAAUCCCAGUGCUCUGGGGAGGGACAGAAAAACAGCAUAUAAGGUUCUGUAUGAAGCCUUUCUCUGCCUUUUGUGAGCUGUCUGUCUGGAAGCAACAGCGUGUGAAAGGUACUGGCUGGCUGUAGUGACUGGGGUCCUAGUCAGUCUCUUGCUAGCCUCUCUUUUUGGAAAGGAUUGGAUACACCUUUCCAAUGUAUUACAGAUAGAAGCUAUAGUAAGCAGAUAGAAGAAGAUAUAGUAAAGAUAUAGAAUACAUAGUAAGCAGAUAGAAGAUGUAUUGCACAGAGAAGAUAUACACACAUACAUAUAUAUUAAACACAUACAAGAUAUAUUACAGACACACACACAUUUUCCAGCACAGCAAACAUUAUGAAGUGCGCUGGAAAGGUAGGGUCCAGGUCUUCUGGCAGGGAAGUGAGAGGGGCUAAAGGAGGUAGGUGGAGAGCUGCUUCCUUUAGGAAUUACCACCCUUCCUGGACUCCCAUCUCGCCAAUACUCCUAUCCUACAGUGCAUCAUUGACUAGACCCCUAAGCACACUGACGUUAGCCUUUCGAAAGUCGAGCACUUCCACCCUACGAGUUGUCUUACCCACUCUAUGCCAUAUGGUGAAUUCACCUGAUUGGUGGCUACUGUCCCCAAAGUGACCACAAAUCUGUAGCUCCCCUACCAGGUCAUCCCCCAUAGCCAACGCCAAGUCCAGUAAGAGACAAAAUCAUCAGCAAAGCUAACCGCACUUUAUCAUGCAUCAGCAGAUGAAUGACAAAGAGAACCAAGGAGGUGAUGCUUCCCCUCUGUGUGGCAUUGGUCAGACUGCAGUUGGAGUACUGCAUCCAGUUUUGGGCACCAUUCUUUCAGAAGGAUGUGGAUAGCCUUGAGAGGGUCCAGAGGAGGGCCAUUUAUAAGGUUAAGGGUUUACAGGACGAGCCCUGUGAGGAGAGACUGAGGGACCUGGACCUCCUCAGCCUCCACAAGAAAAGGCUGAGAGGUGAUCUUGUGGCCACCUACAAAUUCAUUAGGGGGGCGCGGCAAGGUAUUGGAGAUGCUCCGUUCACCAGGGCACCUCUUGAGGUAACAAGGAACAAUGGUCACAAACUGUUAGAGAGUAGAUUUAGGCUAGACAUCAGGAAAAACUUCACGGUGAGGGUGGCCAAAAUUUGGAAUGGUUUUCCCAAGGAGGUGGUGCUCUCUCCUACCUUGGGGUUCUUUAAGGGAAGACUGGAUAGGCAGCUGGCUGGGGUCAUCUGACCCCAGCACUCUUUCCUGCCCAGGCAGGGGGUGGGACUCGAUGAUCUGUUGAGGUCCCUUCCGACCCUAACACCUAUGAAUCUAUGAAUCUAUAAAUUGAUGUCAGGGGGUGAAGGACAGGCUUGGGGGGGGGAGUAGGAAGGAAGAUGCAGCAGGUAAAAGUGGAGAGGUACCUGGGGAGUCAGAUGUCCAACAGGUUAUAUAAUGUGUCAUCAAUCCAAUGUCUAUAUUGAGUCCAUGAGUUUUUGUAUCCAGGAGGCUUCUGAAGUGAAGUUCAUAGGCUUGGUCUGUAGAUUCUAAUUGUAGAUUCACAAAAAAACCAUCAUGCCCUGAGAUGCAGGGAUGUUGCUGGCCAGAAAGAAUUGACUGGAGAAAAAGGAGGCAGAAGCAAAGCCAAGGACUGGAAUAGCCUUGGAGACAAUGCUUCUGGAAUUAAAUUACAGCUGGGUCUUAGCUACAGAGUUUAGCUCUAAAGUCAAAUGCUAUGUAUGGGAAGGGUUUGGUGCCAGUGGUGAGGGUUGGAUCUCUCUCAGUAUUAUACUCUUCACUCUGUUGCAUUUCAGAGGGUAAAUAAUACAGAGCUGGUGGGAGAAAAUAAUCAUCUAAAAUGUACCCAGUUGGACCUCUGCUAUGGGUACUGGCAAUGGGCAACAUGAUUUCUCAUUGCAGCCUUGUCUGCACUUGGAUUUUUGCCACUGGUAGAGCAGAACUACUGCAAGCCCAUCAUGUGUGUAUUACUCAUGCUAGUCCAGAGUGAUUUGUACUUGUCAGAUGGUGUGUAAUGCAUCUUCUAGGAGUUUGUAGGUCCACUGUGGACAGGACCUUAAAGAAGAUGGAAACACCCACCUACCUCUUCUGUUUUGCCUUUACCUUUCCCCCUCCCCUUCACCUGUUCAGCAACUGGACCAUGGGUGAAGGUGCUGUAGUUGUCACAAGCUCAUUGCCUUGUCUGCAAUUGUUUCUGAUCAUACAUAUAAGCAAGUUCUUCCCCUGGCAAUGCUGGCACAAGGUUGGAUGGCUGUUCUGUGCUACUUUUAUUAGGAUGACAUUUUGCUCUUUGGGACUCUCUGCCUCUCCCUCAGCUGUUUGGCUGUGAGCCAUCAGGCACUGGCCCCUUGUAGCUGGGUAGAGUUCCCAUACUUCCUGAUCACCCUGUUCUUUUGCCUUGCAUCAGCAAGAGAUUGCAUCAGAAAAAGCCAGUUGGCCAAGACUUAUGUCCUUCACCGGUGAUCAGCUACCACCAACAUAUAUUUACCCACUCUCACCUAGACUAACAGAGCUGUAUUGUAUCCUCAGAGAGGUUUUCCAAGGGUAGAGAACACAGCUUCAACAGAACAGCUUUUUACCAGUAAGGGGGGCAGUAACCAGUAACCUUAAAGCCCCUCCUGAUAAGUCUCUGUUUGUUCUUCUCUGUCUUUGUUUUCCCUAUCAGGUCAGAAUCUCGCCAUUUGGCUUUCAUUCCCCUGCUUGUCUGGGGAAAACUUUCCAAAGGUUAAGCAGCUUGAGGAUGUCAGAAUUCUGCCUGUGAUGUCAUCCAGCAGGAAGCCCCGCCCUCUCCCCUAGGAAACAAAGGAGUGCCUUUGGGCCUUGGUUUUGGCUUCCCUGAGAAUAUGAAUGGUUGCAGGUUUGACCGGGCUGCUUCUCCAGGAAGAUGGCACACUCGUGCAGCUAGCACUGACUAAGGCAGGAUUUGCAAGUACCCUCCCUUUCAACACAACCCAUCCCCACUUCCAUUAAGAUUGAAUCAUCUUCAAAUUUCAUGUGAAUAUUGGUAGAUUGUGGGUGUAUCUACACAAGACGCUUAUUGUGGAAUUGACCAAUUAGCUCCACAAUAAUUCGUCACCUGUCUACACAAGCAGUGCUAUUAGGCCAGAGUAAACUAAUUAACUCUGUUAUAGGAAAGUACUGCCUGAACAAGUACUAUUCUACAGUGGAGUUAUUUACUCCACCACAUCACGUGUAAUCAACAACCAGAGCUGGCUGGGGCACAAGGGUGCUACAGUGCAGGGCUGCCUGCUGUCUAGCCCUGCACUGUAGCACCCUCAUAUCCCAGCCAGGCCCUCUGCAGCACACUGAGCCGGGCAAGAUCAGCCCUGGGCUGGCAAGCUGGCCCCCAGGGCCCCCUGCAAACUGGGACUGCACUGCCCCAGCUCAAUGUGCUGGGGUCCUGGGCACACACCUAAAUGCUGCACCUGGGGGCAAUAAACUCUGGUAUGAACUGUGCUAGAGUUUAUUGUGUUGCAUUAAUAUUCCCAUGCAGACAUGCCCUGUUUGUAUUAAAGCAUCUUCUGAACCACAUCCUACUCUGCAGGGAACUACUUCCUCUCUGACAGUCAUGAGCAGAUGGCUUCAGAAGCAAGGUGUCUCAAGCUAUCUGCUGAUGGGAAUGUAAUCAGUUAAGCCACACUAUGGCAUCCAUCUUGCUGCACAGAGGCAGGGAAUGUGUGUAGCUGAUUAUUUUCCUAGGGGCUUUUCUAUUGUGAAGGAAACAAAGGUGUCUAAUCCUUAAAGGUGCCACAUAAAUGCCUCUCCCAGAGAAGUCACUCGGGCCUUGUCUACAUUCGGAAGAAUGCUCAGUUCUGACAAUGGACGCCUAUACGCAUGCAUCGAGGCUGCUCCGAGAAGCAGACUUGAUUAAUGGAGUCUGCUGGAGUGUGGUAAUUACUGCACUCCAGCAGACUCUAGCGUCAUGUGCAUCAGCAUCCCUGCAAUGAAAAAUGAUGACGGGGGCACUUUAACUAAAGCUCAUUCAAUGAGCUUUAGUAAAAGCACCCCUACUGCUAUUUUUUAGCAUGGGGACACUGAUGCACGUGAUGCUCUGGGAGCGUUAAGUAGAGUGGAUCUCAGAGCCGCUUUAAUUAAAGAGCCACUCCCCUGCCUCCCAAAGCAUGUGUAUAAAUGCCCAAUGGGUAUCAACAAAGUGGGCCUUUUCUAGUGUUGACAAGGCUACUUCUUCAGGAGGCGUCACAGGAUGGAACCCCAAAGUCAGCAUUCAGAGUAGCAGUGAGGUUCAGAGUCUUUGCAAAAUGCAAGCAGGAGCAGCUUGCUUGGGCUAAGCCUUUAGGUUUUAUCUAUAUAGGGCAUUGUACUAUUAUUUAUAUCAGUUCAGUUAAACUAUUAGACCUGUGUAAAUCCACAUUUGGACGUUUUUAUUCCAGAAUAAGAAUUACUUUUUCCACUUCCGAAACAAUGUAACCUAAACCAGAAGGCACACACUUUCUCUAAUAUGACAGUCCACACGGGGGAUUAUGCUGGUACCCCUAGAUUGGUCUAACUGCACUGGUAUAAGCAUACUUGGAUGUAAAGAAGCAUUACAAGUUUUGGGUAUGGGCAAGCUAACAAAUUACAGCAAAUUAAUGUGGGGGUAGGGACUAAUGACAUGUCAGCUGCCCCAUGGUAUCUGUUCAUGUGCCCCCUCUUAACCCAUGAUAAAUGGAACCUAAACCAAAAGUUUAAGCCUCAGUGAAACAGGGCUAAGCUGCCCUUGUGAGCUUUUGCUUACCAUGGGAUAAGAGUAGGCACACAACAGUACAGCAAGUCCCCAUCUCCUGCUUUACUCUCUGUGUUUUGUACAUUUGUCCAUAGCCUUAGCUGGGAAGAAAACAUAGCUGCUGGUAGGUGCUGUGCACAGAACCAACCUCAACAAAGCAAAUAAGCUGCCUUAUACUCAAGCCCUUAAUUCUUCCUGAAGACCUUCUCCCGGGGCCCCUACACACCCAUUUCUGUCUCAGUUUCAGCAUCUCAAGACAGCCAUUGUCUGUGUGUGAAGUGCUGAGCACCAUGGAGAUGCUUAAAAAACGACCAAGUUAGGAGCAUCUGAAAAUGGGGCCUGGGCAUUUCAGAACCCUCACUGCAGGGGUGGGUCAGGAUUUCAGCUACAGCCUGAAGGGUAGCAUUCAGGGUGAAUUUCCACCAAAACAAACCUCACAUGCAGCCUUUGGGGCUGGAAAUGAUCCACAGGUUCCGUUAUCUCAGCUUGCCGGGAAACAAAAGAUUCCACGGUUAUUUUUACCUCAAAAGCAAACAGAGGGUGAGUGCAAUAAAGGUGGCUGGACACCCAUGAACACCACUUCAGCAGGAGCUAGUGAGCACAGCACUGCUUUACCAUGAAGUCCCCCUGCAGCCUGACAGCGAUAUGUUACCUCUGCCUGGGUCUCUGCUCAGGACACUAUGCUCCAGACCUCAUCACGUCUUUGCCAGGGCUCUCUGAGAUGCCAAGCUUCCAGCAGUGGUCAGGCUACCUUGAGGCAGGGCCGGGUCACUACUUCCAUUAUUGGUUUGUGGAGUCUCAGGGCAACCCAGCUACUGAUCCAGUAGUUGUGUGGCUGAAUGGGGGACCUGGUUGCAGUUCCAUGGAAGGAUUUCUGGCUGAGAAUGGCCCCCUUCAUCUGAAUGAUGAUGGCAUGCCCUACCUGAACCCCUACAGCUGGAAUAAAGUUGCCAACAUGCUAUACCUGGAGUCCCCAGCUGGAGUCGGCUAUUCCUACUCUGACUUUACUCAGAGCUCGAUCAGUGAUAACCAGGUGGCUGAAGAUAACUACCAGGCCCUUCAGAGCUUCUUUGCCAAAUUCCCUGCCUUCAGAAACAAUGAUUUCUAUGUUUUUGGGGAGAGCUACGGUGGCAUCUAUGUCCCCACUCUCAGCGCAAAGAUUGUGAAGGGAUCUGCCAACUUCAACUUUAAGGGCUUUGGAGUUGGGAAUGGAAUGACCAGCUAUUACUUCAACGAGGUAACUCUGAUGGAAUUUGCUUACUACCAUGGAGUCUUUGGAGAUGAGCUAUGGGCCUUACUGAAUAAGAACUGCUGCUACCAAGGAACCUGCAACUACAUCAACAACACCAAUAGCAACUGUAUCACUGCGAUACUACCAGCAUACGAAAGACUGUAUGGCAUUGGCUUGAACAUGUACAACCUCUAUGCCUCAUGCUGGGGUGGUGCGAACUACCAGGAACGCUAUGAGGCUGACCUGUCCAACCUCUUUCGCCAAUACCAGUUUAAUGUGCCAGUGCCGAAAGUUGGCUCUAUCCCUGGAGUCCCUAGAUGCAUCAAUGCCACCGCUAUGUACAUCUGGCUGAACCGUGAUGAUGUCAGACAGGCCCUCCACAUCCCGAGCUCCCUGCCCAACUGGGAGCUUUGCAGUUCACAAGUGAGAACUCACUACAAGAGGAUUUAUAUGGACAUGGCUCCUUUCUACCAGACCCUGCUGAAGCAUGAUCUGCGAGCACUGGUUUACAAUGGAGAUGUUGACAUGGUCUGCAACUUCCUAGGCAGCGAGAAGUUUGUGGAGUCUCUAAACAAGCCAAUGCUGAAAUCUUACCAGCCCUGGUACUAUAACAAUCAGAUAGCUGGGUUCUUCAACGAAUACGAGAAGAUAACAUUCCUCACUGUAAAGGGUGCAGGUCACAUGGUCCCCCAAUACAAGCCAGGUCAGGCUCUGAAGAUGUUCCAGUGCUUCCUCUCCAACACCACUUAUGUCUAAAUAGCAUCCCUACUCCAAUUGUGUCCAUUAGUAAGUACACACUGUUGGAUAAGUUGUGGGACUGAGUGGUGUCUGGAAACCCAGCCUGGCUCUCUCAUUUAGCAGUGAGGAGUGUCAGAGCUGCUUUGGAUUCUUCUCUUCAAUCAUUUUGUAUAACACACAAAUUAUUUAAGCUAUGUAUAUGUAUGUAUGAAUAAACCUAUUCACUGAACAAA